CGAAGUUUUAACAUUUGGCGUCUGUGUGUCUGUUGAGUGUAAGAGAUUAACCACAGCAACAUUUCAACCGUUUUAUUCCUCAAUUUCGCGGAAGGUGAUUGAUAUCUGGGUGGAAUCAUCUCGAGAAAUUCGAUUGAUCGAUGAAUCCUAGAAGGGAGCCUCGGGGUGGGAGAAGUGCGCUCUUUGAUGGCAUUGAAGAGGGAGGAAUCAGGGCUGCUUCUUACGCCUCUCAUGAAAUCAAUGAGCAUGAGAAUGAGCGUGCCUUGGAAGGUUUACAAGACAGAGUCAUUCUCUUGAAACGACUUUCUGGAGAUAUAAACGAAGAGGUUGAUACUCAUAACCGCAUGCUUGACAGAAUGGGCAAUGAUAUGGAUUCAUCAAGGGGAAUUCUCUCAGGAACCAUGGACCGGUUUAAAACGGUGUUUGAGACAAAAUCAAGCCGAAGAAUGCUGACACUCGUCGCAUCGUUUGUGGGUUUAUUUCUAGUCAUUUACUAUCUUACCCGUUAAAACUGGCUAACCGAAGUAUUUUCUGAACAUCCAUCCGUUGAUCCUAUGAUAUUUUCAUUAUCUAUGUUGCCUCCUGCAUGUGUGAUUUGCCUUCUUAGUGUUAUAGUAUGAUCCAGUGCAUCUUAUUGUAUUUUCAUGUGAUAGAUUAUUACUGUUUUUUACUCCAUUGUGUAAUAGCAACGUUUUAAAAAUU
This is a messenger RNA of Brassica napus (rape), 702 nucleotides long. RefSeq names its product bet1-like SNARE 1-1. NCBI's taxonomy places the organism in Eukaryota, Viridiplantae, Streptophyta, Magnoliopsida, Brassicales, Brassicaceae. The transcript is spliced from 5 exons. The record is from RefSeq and is a predicted model, not a curated record. The coding region runs from base 141 to 509 and encodes 122 amino acids.